GGGGCGGGGGGCCGGGCCGCGGCCCUGCGCGCGGGUGUCAUGGCGGCGGCCGGGGCCGCGGGGGAGGCUCUCGCCGCCUCCGUCCGGGACUUCGUGUCCGGGCAGCAGGACGGCCGCGCCGCGGAGGUGGCGGCAGGGGUGAAAGAUGGAAGGUGGACAGUGCUGCAGCUUGUGGAAGCCCUGGGGUUUUCUCUGGAGAACACAGAUCCUCGGACACGAGGGCGAGGCAUCCAGCUGUUGUCACAAGUCCUGCUCCAGUGUUACUCCCUGCUCCAGGAGAAGGAAGUGCUGCAUCUGGUCCUGUUCUAUGAGAGCCGGCUGCAGGAUCAUCACCUGGUGAUUCCCUCGGUGCUCCAGGGACUCCGGGCACUGAGCAUGUGUGAAGUGCUGUCCCCAGGGCUAGCAGUGUCUGUGCUCAAAGCCAUCUUCCAAGAGGUACACGUGCAGUCCUUGAUGCAGCUGGACCGCCACACAGUGUACAGCAUCAUCACCAACUUCAUGAGCACCAGGGAGGAAGAGCUGAAAGGCCUGGGUGCCAACUUCACCUUCGGCUUCAUCCAGGUCAUGGAUGGGGAGAAGGAUCCCCGCAAUCUGCUGGUGGCCUUCCAGAUUGUGCGUGAUCUCAUUGCCAAGGACUAUGCCCUGGGUCCCUUUGUGGAGGAGCUGUUUGAAGUUACAUCCUGCUACUUCCCUGUUGAUUUUACUCCACCCCCCAAUGAUCCUCAUGGAAUCCAGAGGGAAGACCUGAUCCUGAGCCUCCGGGCUGUACUGGCCUCCACGCCUCAAUUUGCUGAGUUCCUUCUCCCUCUGCUUAUUGAGAAGUUGGACUCAGAACUGCAGAGUGCCAAGCUUGACUCGCUGCAGACUCUGACUGCCUGCUGUGCUAUCUAUGGGCAGAAGGAGCUGCAGGAAUUCCUUCCCAGCCUCUGGUCAUCCCUGCGCAGAGAGGUGUUCCAGACAGCAAGUGAGAAGAUAGAGACGGAAUGCCUGGCUGCACUGCAUGCUCUCUCUGCCUGCCUCUCCCGCUCCGUGCUCAGCUCUGAUUCUGAGGAUCUGCUGGAUUCCUUCCUCAGCAGCAUCCUGCAAGAUUGCAGGCACCAUCUGUGCGAGCCCGACAUGAAGCUGGUGUGGCCCAGUGCCAAACUCUUGCAGGCAGCAGCGGGUGCCUCCCUCCGCACCUACCACCGCAUCACCCGCAGCGUCCUGCCCCUGCUGCUGGAGCAGUACACCAAGCACACGCAGAGCAGCCAGAGGAGGACAAUCCUGGAAAUGCUGCUAGGCUUCCUGGAGUUCCAGCAGAAGUGGGGACAUGUGGAAGAAGAUGAGAGCGCUCUGCUGUCGUUCCAAGCCCCGGUUUGCUCUGUGGUGUUCUCGGCGCUGCUGGAUCCCAGUGUGCAGCUGCAGCUGGUUGGGAUCAAGGCACUGACUGUCCUGGGCUCCCUGCAAGGCUUCCUGUCUUCUUCUGAUCUGGAGCUGGUUGUGGAUCACUUAAUCCGUCUUGCUCUGCAUGAAGAGGAUUCCCAGAGCAGUGAAGCAGCAAUGGAAGCAGCUGGGUCCCUGGCCCCCACCUACCCAAAGGUUUUCUCUGAACGCAUGGUACCCAGGCUUGAAGAGGAGCUGCAGUCAGAGCGGGAGGAGAGCUCCCACAACCACCACUGCUUGCAGCAGCGCUGCCUGCAGGCCCUGGCAGCCGUGUCCACCCACACCAGCAUCGUGAGGGAGACUGUCCCUGUCCUGCUACAGCAUCUCCAGAAGGUGCAGAAAGGGACCGAGGCCAGGAACACCCAAGACGUGGUGUCUGUGUGCCAGAGCCUGCACCGUGUGGCCCUGCAGUGCCAACAGGAUGCUGAAGGCUGCUGGUACUUCCACCAGACAGUGGUGCCGUGCCUGCUGGCCAUGGCUGUGCAGGCAGCCAUGCCAGAGAGCAUGCAUACACUGCCAGGCAAGGCGCUGUUGGAGGAAGAGGUGCUGGCUGCCAUGAUCCCAGUCAUCAGUGCUGCCACCACUCACCUGAGCCCUGAGUUGGCUGCCCAGAGUGUGUCUCAUGUGGUGCCCCUCUUUCUGGACGGAGAGGUCUCUUUCCUACCCCAAAACAAUUUUCCAUCCUCCUUCCAGCCUUUCGGGGAUGGGGAGUGUGUGGAGGCACAGAGACGUCUGGUUGCUCUCCUCAUGGCCUUCGUCUGCUCUUUGCCCCGUGAUGUGGCAAUCCCUCAGCAGGAAUGGCUGCUCCAGGAGCUGCUGGCAUUGAGCUGUUCCUGCAACUGUCCCUUCACGGCCACCACAGCUGCCAAAUGCUUUGCAGGGCUGGUGAACAAGCACCCAGCAGGGCAGCAGCUAGAUGAAGUCCUGCAGCUUGCAGUGAACAGGAUGGAGGCCAGCCUUGCGGAGGGGCCCCGCCAGAUGCAGGCACUCACCUUGCUGCUCUGGGUGACCAAAGCCUUGGUGCUGCGCUACCACCCUCUGAGCUCCUGCCUGACAGACAAGCUGCUGGGCCUGUUGGGUGAUACAGAGCUUGGCCCUGCCGCUGCCGAUGGCUUCUCCCUGCUCAUGGCCGAGUCCCCAGACGUGCUGCACAAGGGCUGCCAUGCCAACGUGCGCAUCAUGUUCCGCCAGCGCUUCUUCACCGACAACGUCCCCAAGCUGGUGCAAGGCUUCCAUGGGGCUGGCCCCGAUGUGAAGGCAAAUUACCUGAAGGGCCUGUCCCAUGUACUCAACCACCUCCCCAAACCUGUGCUGGUGACAGAGCUACCCACGCUGCUAUCCCUCCUGCUUGAGGCCUUGUCCUGCUCAGAUCGUGUAGUACAGCUCUCUACACUGAGCUGCCUCCAACCACUGCUGCUCGAAGCUCCCCAGAUCAUGAGCCUGCAUGUCGACACACUGGUCACCAAGUUCCUCAACCUCACCUCCAGCCCCACCAUGGCUGUUCGCAUUGCCGCCCUGCGCUGUGCCCAUGCCCUCACCAGUCUGCCCACAACAGUGCUGCUCCCAUACAAGGGCCGAGUUAUCCGAGCAUUGGCCAAGCCUUUGGAUGACAAAAAGAGGCUGGUGCGGAAGGAAGCAGUGGCAGCACGUGGAGAAUGGUUCCUGCUCGGGAGUCCAGGCAGGUGAGCGCCUGUGUCCCCUCCCUCUGUUGACCAAUGGUCUGACCAGCACCUUGCUAAGCCAAGUCAUCCCACCAAUGCCAUGGACCUUCUGGAUCCUCGGAGCCCAGGACUGCCCUGAGUGCUAGGGCUGGAGAGUGCAGGCCAGCAGACAGCACCCCUCACUGCAGUCCCUUCCCAGCACCCACAGCAGGGAAGUAGCUGUGCUGCUUGUGGCUUGCCCACCCUCUGCUGCAGCCAGGGACAGUGGUGGACAGCCCCUGCCACAUAUAAGUGGAGAGGACAGGUCUGUGCACACGUGUAGUGUGUGACAACCCAUGUGCCAGAAGAAUAAAUAUAUCUGUUUUGAUAAUG
Messenger RNA from Oenanthe melanoleuca, 3455 nucleotides. It is a transcript of the gene MMS19, whose product is annotated as MMS19 homolog, cytosolic iron-sulfur assembly component. The transcript has 31 exons. The record is from RefSeq and is a predicted model, not a curated record. The coding region runs from base 40 to 3108 and encodes 1022 amino acids. Gene Ontology annotation, cellular component: MMXD complex; cytosolic [4Fe-4S] assembly targeting complex. Gene Ontology annotation, biological process: iron-sulfur cluster assembly. Lineage: Eukaryota; Metazoa; Chordata; Aves; Passeriformes; Muscicapidae.